ACCCCCUUCGGUUCCCGUUCUCGAUUCCCUAUAUAUACAUGCGUCGCCGACCGAUCGAUUGAUCUCUCCAACAACAACGACCCACCGAGAAGAAGUACUAGUAGCAGGCUCGUAUUCUUCGUCUUCGUCUCCGGCGGCGGCGGCAGUCAUGGAUCGGGAGCUCGAGGAAGCCGAAGUGCUUUGGCCGGAUCGAGAUGUGAGCAACGGCGGACAGCAGCAGCAGCAGCGGCGCCGGUCGAUCGGCAAGCAGCAGGCCCAUGGCGACGCCGCGCGCGCGGGCGGCGCGUCGAGGCCCGUGGGGAUCCCUGCGGCGAUAAGGGCCCCGGCGACGGAGCAGACGGCAGCGUGGGCGCGGAGCUACUGCGGCGCCGAUGGAGAUGGGGCGGCGUCGGGGUCGGGGUCGUUCGUGCCGCCGCACGAGCUGAUGGCGGCGAGGCGGCGGUGCGCGGAGGCGGCGGCGUCGUCCGUGUGCGAGGGGCAGGGGCGCACGCUCAAGGGCCGGGACCUCCGCUCCGUCCGCAACGCCGUGCUCCGCAUGACCGGGUUCCUCGAGAGCUAGCUAGCUAGCAGCGGCGGGUGCUCGCCGGCGUCGCGUGCACUGCACCGGCCAGUAGAUUCCAACGGAGUUUUUGCGUGUCGGUUAAAUUAAUCGUGAUUUGCAGGCAGCGGGACUAACUAAUCCGCGGUUGCGGAAAGAACAGGCAUCGUCAGAUUGCGAAUGCAUAUCUGCACCUUGAGUCAGUGAUUGAAGAUUGUGUAAUGAGAUCGGCAGAGGCCGGGCUAAGUGUCUUUUUUUUUUGCCAAAUCGACCGAGAAUUUUGUAUUUAUCUAA
Brachypodium distachyon (stiff brome) is the source of this 832-nucleotide messenger RNA. RefSeq lists its product as uncharacterized. Bases 149 to 559 code for a protein of 136 amino acids. The record is from RefSeq and is a predicted model, not a curated record. The transcript has a single exon. Lineage: Eukaryota; Viridiplantae; Streptophyta; Magnoliopsida; Poales; Poaceae.